Molecule: messenger RNA, 1785 nt
Organism: Lolium perenne
Lineage: Eukaryota; Viridiplantae; Streptophyta; Magnoliopsida; Poales; Poaceae
Product: F-box/FBD/LRR-repeat protein At1g13570
Molecular function (GO): protein binding
Source: RefSeq, a predicted model, not a curated record
UGCAAAUGGAAAAAAGACUGAAUUCGUAGAUCUAAAAAAUCGUGCUAGAGAGAUUCGGAGCGUCAGAGUGAUUACCGCCAUUACCGCCGCGGAUGAGAAGGAGUGCUCCGCCGCGUAGAUGAAGAAGACAAUCUUGUUGCCACCGUCACCGUAGAGGAAAGACUCCGAUUUGUGACUCCAUUCUCCUUAUCUCUCGAAGUACGGACACAAAUCCUGCCACGAAAUUUGCUCUCCUCCGCCUUCACGGCCGAAGAGAAGCGACGAGCGGGAGACAGAUAGAACCAGUGCAGAGGCAAGGACGCAGCUCGUCAAUGUCCAAGGCCCCAACUGCCCAACCCUAGGGACAGUACAAUCUUGAUUUGAAAGAGAUGGGUAGCCCUAAAAAGGCUAAGGCGGAACCAGGAUGUUCAGACAGAAUCAGCAGUCUACCUAAAGAGAUAAAGGAGUGCAUCCUCUCCAAUUUGAACGUCCAAGAAGCUGUUAGAGCUAGCAUCCUAUCAAGCGCUUGGAGGAACGUGUGGACUACUAUGCCAGAUAUACUUCUGUAUGAUUGGAGCUUUGCUUCCUCUGUUUCCCAUACAACUGCACGAUCCAAAUUUAUUACAUUGGUUGAUCUGGCGUUGGCGCUCCAUAAGGGAUCACUAGAUACAUUCAUACUUGAAGCGCACAGAAGUUUUCAUGAUGUAAUUGACAGGUGGAUUUCCAUGCUAUCCAAAAAGGUGCCAAAAGCCAUUACAAUCAAGUUCGCCUCUGGUCCAAAGUUCAAGAUUCAUUCGAGCCUCUUCUCUAUCAGUGAUUUGAAGCACCUUCGCGUAAAGUACUGCAUCAUCACCUUGCCUAGGAAGUUUGAAGGUUUCAAGCGGCUAGUAGUCCUGAACCUGAAGUCUUUUUUCUGCACCGACAGUGACAUCAGUUAUUUAAUCUCUUCCUGCCCCAUGCUUAAUACGUUGCGUCUGAAAUAUUUUGAGGGCAUCAAUUGUCUCAACAUUCAAGCUCCAGUACUCGAAGUCUUAGAGGUUGAGGGACAGUUUGAAGACCUUCAUCUGAAUGCCCCUAGUUUGCUCCAUGCAUAUUUGACACUUGACAAAACUGAAGCCCACAAGUAUGUUCCAGUGGCACAUGAUGGGAAGCGCUAUCUGAUGCAAGUUUUUGGCAGUCUAGCUGAUGUCAAAACGCUUAUCGUUAGCGGUUCUUUCUUGACGUAUCUAUCCAAAGGGUGCUUGCUGACAAAACUCCCUGGUGCAUUUCAUCGUCUUGAGAAGAUUGGUAUUGAGAGAUGCUUCUGGAACUGGACGGAAGCCUUGGCUAUUUGUUCAAUAUUUGAGAAUGCUCGUAUGCUUAGAGAACUUGAAAUAUGGAGUUAUCCUCGUGAAGAAGUUUAUGCACGUAAUGGUGUCUGGGAUCAGGAUGAGACGGCGAUACAGAAGCCCCCCUUGGAUCACCUGAGCAUGGUUACCAUAAAUGAAUUCAGGGGCUUGCGCUGCGAAGUUUCUUUUUUAGGAAUGCUGCUGAGCUGGGCACCAGCUUUAGAAGAGCUGAAAAUACACAGGGUCAAUGACGAGGAUGAUGAUUCAGAAGAAAUCUGCAUGUGUAAGGCUCUUAUGCGGUUAUUGGCUCUCCCGCGGGUGUCUCCCAAAGCCAAGGUCAUAGUUACCUGAUUCUUAUGACAUGGUGGCUUUAGGUUGUUUGAGCUCCGCGUUAUCUUGCUUAUCAUUCUACACGACUGUUACCAGUUGACAUGCUCCAUAUCUGACCUUUAUCCAAAAAAAUGCUCCGAUUCUGACU